This is a messenger RNA of Penicillium waksmanii, 2217 nucleotides long. RefSeq names its product putative actin polymerization protein Bzz1. Gene Ontology annotation, molecular function: protein binding. The record is from RefSeq and is a predicted model, not a curated record. The transcript has 6 exons. The coding region runs from base 1 to 2217 and encodes 738 amino acids. Gene Ontology annotation, biological process: regulation of actin filament polymerization. NCBI's taxonomy places the organism in Eukaryota, Fungi, Ascomycota, Eurotiomycetes, Eurotiales, Aspergillaceae.
AUGGCGGCAGCAGACGUGGCUCCCCAGUUUGGGACAGAGCUAAAGGAUAACUUUAAACCAGUCAACGCUUGGGUAUCCAAUGGCAUCUCAUGGUUGGAAGAAAUACAACAAUUCUAUCGCGAGCGCAGUGCUAUCGAAAAAGAAUACUCCGCCAAGUUAAGCGCUCUGAGCAAGAAAUACUACGACCGCAAAUCGAAGAAGAUUAGCCCGCUGAGCGUCGGCGACACCCCUACCUUGACCCCGGGCUCGCUCGAGAGCGCCUCCCUGACGACAUGGACACAUCAAUUGAAUGCCAUUGAAGCCCAUGCAACCGAACGAGACAAGUUCGCAACCGACUUGGUUGCGCAGGUAGCGGAACCCCUCAAACAUGCGGCAACUCAGUACGAAGAGAUCCGCAAAUGUCAUGUCGACUACCACGGGAAACUUGAGAAGGAGCGAGAUGCAUCAUAUGGGGAGCUUAAGAAAGCAAAGGGCAAAUACGAUGGAUCUUGUCAGGAGGUCGAAUCUCGACGUAAGAAAAUGGAAUCGGCCUUUGACCAUGGUAAAGCCAAGGCGCAGACCGCAUACCAACAACAAAUAUUGGAAAUGAACAAUUACAAGAAUCUGUAUCUAAUUAGCAUCAACGUCACGAAUAAGCUGAAGGAACGGUUCUUCCAUGAAUAUGUUCCCGAAGUAUUGAAUGGCUUGCAAGAUCUCAAUCAAACUCGAGUCAAGCGGUUGAACGCGCUAUGGACUCUUGCUGGUCAAUUGGAAAAGUCAUAUCUUACAAAUAGUGUGAAUCACACUACGAAUCUUCUCAACGAGAUCCCUCGCAACGAUCCUCGCCUGGACUCAAUGAUGUUCCUCCAACACAAUGUCAGUCAAAGCCAAGAACCCGGCGAUACGACUUUCGAGCCCAGCCCUGUAUGGCAUGACGACGCGACAAUCAUCACCGAUGAGGCUGCCAAGGUAUUUCUACGAAAUGUGCUUGGUAAGAGCAAAUCAUUAGUUCGUGAGCUGCGGGUCGAGGCGGAUAAGAAGAAACGUGAAGUGGAGACUGGCCAAAGAGUUCGAGAAAACAUUCAACAGGGUAAAGACAAUCGCAAUGAGGUUGAUAUUGUCCGAUCUAUUUUCUAUCUGCAAGAAACCUUGCAUGAGGUGGAGCGUAAAUGGCUGACAGCUGAGGUGGAAACAUCCACUAUCAUAUCUGUGGCCGGCGACUUGUCCAUGGGAGCCAAGAAUCACAACUUUAGGUCCCAAACAUUCAAAAUUCCCACCAACUGUGAUCUUUGCGGAGAGCGCAUCUGGGGCCUCUCUGCGAAGGGAUUUGACUGUCGAGAUUGUGGGUACACUUGUCACAGCAAGUGUCAAAUGAAGGUGCCGGCAGAGUGUCCUGGCGAACAGACCAAGGAGGACAAGAAGAAACUCAAGACUGAGCGCCAAGAACAAGCUGGUGCUGUUCCAACCAUCGACUUGGAAUCACCUGCGACUUCUGCAGCUGCUCCGUCAUUAACGCGACAAAACACUAUGACCUCCUUGAGUUCAGGCUAUGCUGCCAGUACAGCCCGAUCAGUAUCGGUCUCCAAUGUCGCGACCCAGCCUACCCCCGAGAGUCCUGCGGAAGCACCCCCUGAGCCAGUUGCAGAGAACAAACCAGCGGCUGCGAAGAGGCAUCGAGUGUUGGCUCCACCUCCGUCGGCUUAUACUGCGCCACCUGUCAGCGCCCCCAGUCCUUCCAAGUCAAGCGAUCCAAAGGGUAAGAUGCUCUAUGCCUACCAGGCCACUGGCGAUGACGAAGUAACUGUCCAAGACGGGGACAAUGUGACAAUCGUCGAGCCUGAUGAUGGAUCGGGCUGGCUACGCGUCCGAGCCGGCUCUCAAGAGGGACUAGUCCCAUCUGCCUAUGUCGAAGCUGCCCCAACCCCCUCCCCAGUGCCAUCGGCUAGCCCCGGAGUUCCCGAAAGACCCGGAUCAACCUACUCUAAUUCAUCAGCCUCCCUGGCGGGUAGCAUCGCCAAUAAACGCGUCGGGCCCGCGGUUGCGCCCCGCAGAGGUGCCAAGAAGCUACAGUAUGUGGAGGCUCUGUACGACUACGAAGCGCGGAGUGACAUGGAGUGGACCAUGGCUGAGGGCGAUCGCUUUGUCCUGGUUACUCGGAACGGUGGGGAUGGGUGGGCCGAUGUCGAGCGCGGUGGAGUUACGAAGAGCGUUCCAGCGAACUACAUCCAGGAGGUGUAG